GAAGCUCCGGGGCGAGAUGGACGAAACGAAAGUCGACGCGGCGAGAGCAAGCACGGCCUCGAACAACUCCUUCGUGUUCUCCAAGCCGAGCGCCGUGCCGGACUCUCCGAGAGUCGUCAGCUUCGGCGUCGGCUCGGAUCAUGUCUUCGACACCCCCUUUGGCAAGAAGAACGUGUUCACCUUCGCCGCGCCGACGAUAGUGCCGCGACACAGUCGGGGUCGCGCGGGCCCGUGGGCCGGCAGGCCCGACAAGUACAAGCCGAGAAUCUCCAGGAACACGUACAAGCCUACGGUCAACGUGUUCGCUAACGCCCUCAAGGAUACGGGGGCGUUCGAGCAGCUGAGGAAGAACGCCAGGUCGCGCGUCACGAAAGUCAACGUGGACAACUCGAUAACGUGCUCCGAAGUGCCCAAGGCUUUGCUGACUAAAACGGCGGCAAAGGAGCACUUCAUGAGGUACGGCAGUAUCGUCAAGAUAACCAUUCGGCCGAAGAAGCGCGUCAUCACGGUGGUUUAUACGACCAAGAUAGAGGCGAGCGCCGCGUACUACGGCAGCGGUGAUUACAUGGGCGAGAAGUUUCACAUAGAAUGGUCAAAGUUGGAGUCGGCGAAGACGGUCAAGAAGAAGGAUCUGCAGCGGAACAUAGUGGCGAAUCUGCUCAAAGCGUCCGACGACGAGAUCAAGUCGGAAUUGGAAGCCAUGGCGAACGUAGAGUACAAUUUGCAUCCCGCCAAGGGGACCGAGCUCGCCGACGCGGGCGCGUUGCUUCCGCUAAAGGCCAAGACGCCGGCGAAAGCGGCGCUGCCGCACGAGAAGGCCGCGGCGAAGCUGGAGAAGGCCGCGGCGAAGCUGGAGAAAGCCGCCGCGAAAGCCGAGAAGCACGAGGCCGAGAGUCAGAUAGUCAAAGCUCUGCCCAGCAAGUCCAUAGAGGAGCUGCAGAAUAUAAUACACCAGGCCGCCCUUACGGCCGAGGACAAGUACAAGGUGUUGGAGGCCAGAGACCGUCUCAUGAGACUGAAGCGAGUCAAGCCGGCGUCGCUCGCGACGGCCAAGGUGACCAGCGGCACGUGCCCGGACAUGUGCCCGGAGAAGGAACGUCUGAUGCGCGAGUCGCAGAGGCAGGUCACGUCGUACGAGCAACUGGAGGGGAACGAGUACAGGAUCAAUCACGCGACCGCCGUGAAGCAGUACUCGAGGUCCUCCGCGGACCAGGAGGAGCCGAUGCCGCACGAGCUGAGGCCGGUGAGGUCCCUGAAGAUGACUAUGAGCUACCUGCUCCACGAGUUGGUGGAUCUCUGCGAGCAGGAGGGCACGAACCUGGCCGAGUGGUAUCACUUCCUCUGGGACCGGACGAGAGGCAUCAGGAAGGACAUUACGCAGCAGGAGCUGUGCUGCAGCGAGAGCGUCGAGCUGAUCGAGCAGUGCGCCAGGUUCCACAUAGUCUGCUCGGAGAGGCUCUGCGCGGAGGACGCGUCCGUGUUCGACAAGAAGAUCAACUCGGAGAACUUGACCAAGUGCCUGCAGACCCUCAAGUACAUGUAUCAUGACUUGAGAGUGAGGGGCGUCGCCUGCGAGAACGAGCCCGAGUUCCGGGCUUACAUCGUCCUGCUGAAUCUCAACGGGAACUUUUCGUACGACCUGCAGCAGCUGCCCAAGCCCGUGCAGAAUUCGCCGGAGGUCCAGUUCGCGAUCAAGGUGUAUUUCUCUCUGGACUCGAACAACUACUACAAAUUUUUCAAGCUCGUUCGAGAGACGACCUACUUGAACGCCUGCAUUCUGUUGAGAUACUUCAACCAGGUCAGAUUGCAAGCACUUUCGAUAAUGGUGAAGGCAUACUGCAGAAGUACCUCAACCGCCUUCCCGCUGUACGAGCUGAUGGACAUCCUCGGCUUCGAGAGCGAGAACGAAGCUGUGUACUUCUGCGAACGCGCGGGACUGGCCAUGUCGAACGACGAGCUGUACAUCCUCCUGAAUCGUCAGAACUUCAGCAUGCCCACGGGCAACAUCCAGCAGGGCAGGGCUUGCAAUUUAAUAGAAUCCAAGAGAGUCGUCCUACAUUGCAGCAUUGGUCAGUGCAUCGCCGGUAAACGAAUGCCGGAGAAGACUUACAAGGACCACAAGCCGCAUAACAGCUUCGACGCGCACGGCUACCUGAAGCCGGAGUCCAUCAACGCCGCAGACCAGUUUGCCGAUGCCUCUUCCGCGGCGCGACACGACCCGUACGAAUUCGUGGAGAAGGAGCCGAGGAGGGUACCGAAGUUGACGUCGAUCCGGGAUAAAGAUCAGAGAGCCGUCCGGGACCUUCGUUCCGCGCAAGCUCGCAAGCAGCCGGCGAACGACAAGACGGAUGCGUUCAAACAGACGCAGGUAUCCGAGCCGGUCACCUCGGGUGUCUUUAAAACGGCGCCGAACACAUGCGUCGAUCCCAAGCCGAGGGAACCGAGCGCACUCGAGAACAAAGCUGGCACAUCGGCGGCACUAGCUUCCGAGAGACAACAGCUUGACAGUGUUAAGCAGCAGCCGAGAAGUGCGACUGAUGAGAAACAACAACCGACGACGUUUGGCACUUUCGGCGAUCAUCCAUUUGCGGCGAGUCUGUCCAUGUUCUCGAGGUCGGAAACGGCGCGCAACGUGGAGCCGGUUCCACCGUUCGCGAUGGCCGUGAACAAGAGCAUCUUCUCCGGCGUGGAGUCGGGAAAUAUGUUCACGAGGAACGUCACGCCUUCUCCCUCCAUGAUAUUCGUUAAUAAACAUUUCCCCGUAGCACCAGUUUCUGCCCAAUCAUCGGCGUUCGCGGACGACGCGGCUAAGACGACGAAGGAGCGAGGUGUCUUCCACAGGGAACAAAAGGCUCAGGAGCAAGCGAUGUUGGAGGCCGAGCGAGCGAGGCAGGAGAAGCUGGAGCACGCGAGGAGGCUGCAGCGGGUCGAGGAGCAGUCGGCGGAGAUUUGCAACAGCCUGCACGCGGAAGUCGUGCACGAGCUGUGCUCCGCUAUCGCGAGGCAGGAGAUCGACAGGCUAGAGAUGUACGACACGCUGAGCGGGAAAAUCUUCUCGGACCUGGUCGGCGAGGUGAUGCACGAGAUGUGCGAUGCAGCGUUGACCGCGGAGAUCGAGCGCCAACGGAAAUUGGAGGCGAUGUUGCUGCGAAUUAAGAACCGGGUGAUCGUCAGAUGCGCGAACGUCUGGCGGCAGCACGUGGCGAGGAAGAAGCGGCAGCGAGCGGCGCUAGAGGACACGCCGGUCUGGCUGCAGAGGCGUUCCGUGGAGGAGACCGCGCGGAUGCUGUACACCAAGGAGCAGGAGGUCGUGGUGCGGAACAUGAUGCGCAAACGGCGACGAGGCGAAACGGAGGACGUCGCGGCCGGCACGACGGAGACCCUCGCGCCGAUCGAGGCCAUCGUGUACGCCGGCGUCAAGGAGAACGUGCGAUCGCUGGACCUCGAGCCCUUGCCCAACGUGUACUGGAAACUCGUAAUCUCCUGGCCGGACUUGGCCAACAGGGCGGUCCUGUGGUACUACAAGAAGCUGAUGAACGAAUACCUGUAUCCCGACAAUUUUACGAUGGACCCUAUCGUGAAGAUUUACCGGUCGAAUCCCUACGAGACUUUGCACGUCUGCGUAAGGCACUUCGAGGGUCUGAUCAGCGAGCACCACCUGAUCGGCGCCGACGCGCUUCUGUUCAUCGCCGACGCGUCGGAGAACUACAAGUCCGUCGCGAAACGCUUAACGAGGACGGUACUGUCGCGGCACAAGCUGAUGCCCAUGCCACUCGCCUUUAUCGUCCUGGGUAGCGGGGACUUGGCGAGUCAGAAUGACAGUAUCGUCUCAGACCUGGAGUCCCUCCUGGAAUGUGGCUACGUGUCGGAGUACACGAUCAUGUACGAGGAGAAUCUAUCCGCGAAAGUUAUCUUAAAUUUGACGCAGAGCACAGUUUUAUGGUUGACGAUGAACAAGUCACCGCCGAAUCCGCUGGAAAUGGAUUACCUGCGCAAUGUAUACGACAUUUGUCUGUCCGAGGAGUUGUGGCUGAGGAUACUGGGCGAUUCCAUGUUCAAUAAACAAUUGUCAAGCGCAUUAAAGGACCCGAACUUUGUAAUCGAUUUGCACAAUGAGGCUGUGAAUCACUUGAUCGACAUAAUCUUGGAUCCCGAAUCCAUGCUGUACACGAAUUUCGCGCCCGAGUUGAAGAAGUUCCUCAAGAGCAGCAGUACCGUGCCGUGCAGCUACGAAUAUUUCGACGAAUCGUGGAAACGAGACGAGUACAGAGCAAGACUAGAGACCGCGAUGAACAGUUUUGUCCUACCACCGUGGAACGCACCAUGGCCGAUAACAGACUUGCAGGAUCUACGGCGACACGUUACGAAUUAUUGCAGGGACGUGCUGUCCGACUCGAACUGUAACAUCGUAUUUUGCGAUAUACUGAGCAACCUGUUCCUCACCUCGGGCAGCCUGCAAGUAUCCAGCUUCGUACACAUACUACUGCAUGUGGUCAAGGAGAAGGUGCGUCUUCUGGAGGAAGAUCAAAUGGUCAUUUACAACAGAAAUCACGUCAGGCACUUCCGGACUUUACCGUGGUGGUUCAAAUCCAACGUACUGACGGAGUUUAUGGUACACGAACGGAACUCGGGCGACAAUGCGUCGAAUGAGCCGACGAGGAAACGAAAGAAGCUCGACAAGUCGGAAAACGAUUUGGACGACAGCGCGUUGGACGAGGAAUUUGGUGCGCUAGCGGAGUUUUGCGACAGCACCACGGCUUGCGUCAUGGACGUGCACUCUGUGUCCAUGGAGGUAGAAGACCGCUUGCAGGCGCAACAAUUGGAGAACGCGUUAUUGGAAGACAGACUGAAGACCGCUUUGCUCGACGAGGUGGACCUGAUGGGGUAAAGCGUAUGAUGUAUGAGCUUUCCUCCCAUCUCCUUUCCAUUUAACGGUAUAACAAAUUUGAAUAGUGUCUUUUGUUACAUUUUAUAUUGCUAUACACCUUAUGUACAACAUGCAUUAUAUCCUAUUGACAUGCAAUGAUUUUGAUGACCUUGAAACAAUGUUUUCCAGUUCGAGUAUAUCUCUGUGUGACAUUUAAAAUAUAUUUGCAAAUAACCGAAGGGAAUACUGUUAAAUCACUGCUUAAACGUUAUUAAGUUGUAUGUUAUAAGAUCAUAAAAAUAGAACUAGUCAUUAAUUUAUUUUUUCCGUAACAUAAUUAUCAUGUGUAUAUAUAUAUAUAUAUAUUUAUGUACAAUGUGUAAUUCGUAGAAUUGUGUUUUGGAAAAUAUAUAUUUAUAACAAAACCAUCGCUUUUCCACGAUCUUAAAGGUAUUGUCACUUGAUAUUGUACAUUCACAACACAGUUAAAUUCUCAUAGAGAAAACGAGAAAGAGAAACUUGUUCAGAAACAGUGUGUAUUCUGAAAGAAUCAGUGCCAUGAAAAUAUAUUAAAUCAUUUAUUAAAAUAGUGACACAAAUUUCCUUCGCUUCUCCCAUAUUCAUAUAUCUUUCUUCGAUUUUGUAUUGCACAUUCCUUCCCGCAUCCUCCCGAUAUGACAAUUUUAUUAUACACGUCGAACUCUAACAAUGUAUGUGCCUUCAAAGAAAGAUAUUCGAUAUAGGAUACUUUAUAACGAAAGGUGUUAAUAAACUUUAUCUAUGAACUGAGAUCAAAUGAUGCUAUAAUACAAGGUUUCGUGACAUUAUGUACAGAAUAUAAUACAAAUUGACAUGAUAUUUUGCUUUCUUGUAAUAAAAAUUUUGUAUAACAAUUUUAUAUAUGUAUAAUUAUAUAAAACCUCAAAACCUGUUUAAAAUUAAUGUUACGAUGACUCCUGCAUUACCAGCAUGUUUCAUUUCGCUACUCACAGAACACAUUUACAGUUUCUUUAUACUUCAUUGUUAAUCGAUUAUCGGAUAGAUCCAGGUAAAAGCGAGCUAUGUAUUUUUAUUUGGUUCCGCUAUGUUUUUUGAUUUACUCCUAAUUCGAGUCUCUAUAUAUUUAGGAAAUAAAUAUUACAACCGUAUAAGAGUCCUUACAGCACUUAAACAAACAGUGACGUUACAAUACUCUGCUCUAUGACAUUGUCUAAAGAUUAUGUAUGCUACGUCAUUGAUGUAUUAGUAUCCGAACCAUUAGUGGGGAGAAGGGAUUAAUAGAUUCGGUAGAAAUAAGACGAUCAAUUUGAAUCAAGUUGAACAUAUGUUACCGAAAAUAUAACAUAUCAUGCCAAUAUAAGACGUAGUACAUAUGCGUCGUAUACGACACUGUAAUGCUCGCGUGUUACCCACUCUGUUAAUCUAACAUUUGUCGUACGACCAAUUUUUCAAGCGUGUUGACUGGCUGCUGAAUAGAAAAUUUCUAGAUACUCG
Molecule: messenger RNA, 6361 nt
Organism: Vollenhovia emeryi
Lineage: Eukaryota; Metazoa; Arthropoda; Insecta; Hymenoptera; Formicidae
Gene: xmas
Exons: 3
Coding region: 17-4888 (1623 amino acids)
Biological process (GO): mRNA export from nucleus
Cellular component (GO): nucleus; cytoplasm; transcription export complex 2
Molecular function (GO): nucleic acid binding
Source: RefSeq, a predicted model, not a curated record